UCACUCUACGCUCUGUCUUCAAAACUCUGCUGGGCAUCGCUACGCGUCAAAACAUUGCGUCUCUGCAGGACUUUCCAGGGCUGGAGGAGGAAAUUUGCCUGGAAAGGAAUGCGAAAGGGGCUUUAGGAUUGGCACUGCCGCGAAGGAAACGAGGAGGUGCGACAUUUUCUCGGCUACGUGGAGAACAUUUUUCUUCCCUUCAAAGGUGUGUGCCUCCCUCCCCACCGCCCACCACGGCCCUCACCUGUGUGUUGCGGUGCUUCCCCUGCGAGCCGACCUGGGCCGGCAGUCCCUUCUUGCACCGCCCGCCAACCCCGCCCAUGGUCAGAAUGACGCGCUCCAAGACCUUCCAGGCCUACCUGCCGAGCUGCCAUCGAACCUACAGCUGCAUCCACUGCCGAGCUCACCUGGCUAACCACGACGAGCUCAUCUCCAAGUCGUUCCAGGGCAGCCAAGGCAGAGCCUACCUGUUCAACUCAGUGGUGAACGUUGGGUGUGGCCCCGCCGAAGAGAGAGUUCUGCUCACAGGCCUGCAUGCUGUGGCAGAUAUCUACUGUGAGAACUGCAAGACUACACUGGGCUGGAAAUAUGAACAUGCCUUCGAGAGCAGUCAGAAGUAUAAAGAAGGCAAGUUCAUCAUCGAGCUGGCCCACAUGAUCAAGGACAACGGCUGGGACUGAGAGAUGAGCAGCCGGGGCGGGACGCGACCACAGCGGGGCUGGGUGGCUGGACAGAGACACAAAUGGAUGUGGGGGGGCGGGAAGGGAGG
Messenger RNA from Myripristis murdjan (pinecone soldierfish), 769 nucleotides. It is a transcript of the gene ypel2b, whose product is annotated as yippee-like 2b. The transcript is spliced from 5 exons. The coding region runs from base 321 to 680 and encodes 119 amino acids. The record is from RefSeq and is a predicted model, not a curated record. Lineage: Eukaryota; Metazoa; Chordata; Actinopteri; Holocentriformes; Holocentridae.